AUCUUGCCUUGAUAGUGGUGGGUCAGAGGCAGUGGGGGCGUGUCUAGGAUGUAGGGGUUUGGCUAAGCUGGGGGUGGCGGUCUGAUAGGGCGUGACUCUAGAAGGGGCGUGGCUUGCUAGAAGCGGCGGAGUGGGGGCGGGGUCGGUACAGGCUGAGUGGGCAGCGCGAUGCGGGGCUCGAGCUGCGUGGGCAGUGGUGGCGAGAGCCCAGGUGGUACGGGGCUGAGCGAGGGGCCCCGCGGCCGAUGGCUGCGGCUCGCCCCUGUCUGCGCCUACUUCCUGUGUGUAUCCUUGGCUGCUGUGUUGCUUGCGGUUUACUACGGGCUCAUCUGGGUCCCCACGCGGCCGCCUGCGGGCCCCGCCGACCCCUUGCCCAGCGCUGCAGCCGCUCCGUGUGCUCGAGCAGCACCACCCGCCCCGCCUCCGGCCGCGUCCUGCUUGCUUGGGGCCUCCGGUGGGCCACGACCGCAGCCAGGACUGCCGCGGAGCCGCCGCCACAGCCGCCACCCAGCUCCGGGAGCGACGCCGGAGACCGCACACCGAGCGCCUGGAUAGCCUGGCCCGCCCCCACCGUGGCCUGCGCCUGUCUGUCUGCACCUCCCGGCCUCGCCUUCGUGGCGCCGCCUCUCUCCUAGCCAAGGUCCUGAUCCUGCCCGACCUUAUCCUUCCCCGAUCCUCCCCGGGACUCAGCGCUCAUCGGCAAUAAACUCCAGCCUCAGCUGGCUUACCUGGUCUGUGGUCUUCA
Rattus rattus (black rat) is the source of this 745-nucleotide messenger RNA. It is a transcript of the gene Inafm1, whose product is annotated as InaF motif containing 1. The coding region runs from base 169 to 555 and encodes 128 amino acids. The record is from RefSeq and is a predicted model, not a curated record. Lineage: Eukaryota; Metazoa; Chordata; Mammalia; Rodentia; Muridae. The transcript has a single exon.